AUAUAAAUAAUAAUAACAAUAACAAAAAUUUAACGGAACAACAGCCAACAUCUUCAACAUCAGCUUUACGGCAAAAGAAAAUAUCGAAUGCGUCGAAUAUUAUAAUUAAUGCAAAUACAAGUGAAUCUUGCAGCUCAAAUUCUGGAAAAUUACAAGACGACUCAAAAAACGGCAGUACACCAAAACGACCAUCUCGUAAAAAACAAAAAGUUGCAUUAUCGGUUACAAGUGGUAGUGGAACAGUUACACCAACAAAAUCAAAAUCUAAAGAACAUACUCCAGAUAUCGAGGAUUUUUUCGAGCGAGCUAAAAAUCGUCCACGUGUCAAUACAUUUGAUAAUUUAAAAGUACCAGACCAACAAUACUAUACAUCUUCAUCGUUACCGUUAAACAUAAAAAAAUUCCAAGCAAAAUCUGCACCAAGUACACCAAUUGCUGCUCGUAAAUCACCAUUGUAUCGUUCGUUUGAGACAGAACGUCAACAUAUAAGUACAAUUACAUUGAAUUUAGAUCGUUCAACAUCAGAUACAUCGAAUAAAUCAAAACGUAAGAAAGAACAGGUGGUAAAAGAGACACCAUCCACAAGUCGUGGACGUACACCAGAUUUUGAUUUUUUAUUUUUGGAUCCGGAAGAACAACGAAUACGUCGGUCUCCAUCGGCAAAUCGUUUUGAUCAAUCAACACCAGAAAAAUCACCUACAAAAAAGAAAACCUUCUUUUUAUCAUUGCCAACACGUACAAAACAUAACAAAUCUGGCAACUUUCAACAAGAUAUCACCACAAAUAAUUUUUUGAUUGGUGGUGGAUAUAAUAUGGCGGCAACACAACAUGGAGGGCUAAAUAAUGAAUCAUGUUUACGAGAAUUAACGCAUUCAUCAUUUAAUGAACCAUUAAAAGCGCAAAAUGCUGUUACGUUUAAACUUGUUAAAACAGUAUCGGAUUUCACUCAACAUUUAUCACAAAUCUAUGAACAGAAUGCUGAACAGUUACAAUUACUUGUGGAAAAUUUUCGGAAGAGAAACGGUGAAUUACGUAAAGAAAGACCAGCAUGUCCUAGUUCCCUAUUUCACACAUGGGAAACGUUAUUACAAGAGGUGGAAAUUGAUUCCCAAAAUCACAGUGAUAUAGCAAGUAUUUUAUCACGACAAGUUUCUAGACCAUUAUUAGAACGUUCAUUUCAUCGAAAAAUACAAUCACGUAAAGUUUUUACACAUCGUGAAAGUUUUGAAACGAUUAUUUCGAAAACUGAAGAGAAACUUUCAAAAUGCCGGCAAGAAUAUAAAACAGCGUACUUAAGUUAUUUGUCAGAACCAUCACAAAAAUCAUUAAGUGGUUAUUUUAAUACCCAUAAUGCGUAUGUUCAACAAUUACAUGCAACAAAUGGUAUGCUCGACGAAUAUUCAAAAACUACUUUACCUAAUUUAUUACAGGAAUUGGAAGAAAUAUAUACGGAUUUAUGUUCAUCGGUCGCUGACAGUAUUUUACAAGGUGCUGAAACUAUUUCACAAAGGGCAACAGAUCAAACACGGCGCUACGAUUCAUUAUCAUCCCAAUGUCGUGGUGUAUCGGGACCAACAGAUUUAAUACAAUUUGCACGUGCAUUACCCACACCAGCCCAUAAUAAACCUAUACUACGACGUUUAUUUAAUCCACCUCAACCUCCUCACAAUGACAAUUCUACACCUGGCGAUGGAGCAAACACAGCUACGAGUGGUACAUCAGAUGGUGCCGGACAAUUUGAUCAUUUUAAUGAAAUCAACAUCCCACCACCAUUAAAGAAUGAAUUAGUAAUAGAUCGUUUAGCAUCAGUACAAAUCAAACCAUCACUAGACGCUUUGCGUAAAGAACAACAAGAUUUAGAAACUCAAAUUAAACAAAUCCAAGAUUCAUUAGAUGCCUUAAUACGUGUGAAACAGCGUUCAUUAGAAUCACAACUAUUUAAUAAAGUCAACGAAUUAGAAGAGGAUAUCAGUGCGAAACGUUUUGAUUUGCACGUUGCACAAAUACAUUUACGUGCUAUACAAUUUCAGAAAGAACUAUUUACAAGUAAAGCGGACGCGGGUGACUCAAGUCGGGAACGUAAAAUGUCCUCUACCUCGCAAGGUAGUAUGAAAUCGAAAUGGCUUAAAGCUUUUAAAAGCCUUAAGACACCACCAUCUUCAGCUAACACAUCACCUAGAGAAUCUGAAAAAGAAAAAAAAAAUCAAAUGUACCAUGCAGUAUCAACCAUUAUUUCAAUGAGGAGAAACGGUGGUGGUAUGCGAAAUAUGGGUGAAUCAGAGGCACACACCUUCCAAGAAUAUACAUACAAAAAAAUUACGCCGUGUGAUGUAUGUUCACAAGUGUUACGAGGUCACACCCGACAAGGGUUAAAAUGCCGUGUCUGUAAAAUGAAUGUCCAUGUUGAUUGUCAAGAGAAAGCAACACGGUGUCAAUCAAAAUCAAGACUAUUACGUCGACAAAAAUCAACAUCUGAAAUCGAUACACGUUUCAAUGAAGCUGCUGUCGAAGAAGAAACAUCUGAAUUCGAUGGCGAAGAUAAUUAUUUCACGUAUCCAAAAGUCAAUAGGCAAUUAUCAUUCAAAGAUACACAUAGUAGAGUUACAUAUAUUCCAACAGAAUUAGAUACUAAGCCAAUAAGUGGUUCUACAUCGACUAGUGAUGGUUCAAUGCGACGUCGACUGUUUGCGGGAAUGAAAAGUUUAACUGGGUUCGGAUCCCGAUCAAGACACGGCUCACCAAAUAGUCGCUCCAUAUCGUUACCAGAAACACCACAUUCACCUAGACGUCAAAAAUUGAAUCUACGUAUGAAAAGUUUAUCGUUGGAUUCACCCGAGAGUACAGAACAUGUACAGCGUCGUCGACAUGGUGGUGGUACUUCAGCUGGUGUUGCAUCCGCUACAUCUGGUACUACAAUUGAUCAAUCGAAUUCAUCAUCGUCACGAAUACAAUCUCCAUCAAGUCCUGUACAUAAUCGUCGUUUAUUAAGUGCUCGUAAUAUGCGAAUGUCCUCAGUUGAACUGCCUGACGAUAAUGAAAAAAGUUUGUCAUCGGCAAGUACAUCACCGUGUCCAAGUCCCAAAGCUCAUCGAUUACUGCCAACUAAUUUAUAUGUCAUCUUAUACAACUAUAAAUCUCGACAGGCUGAUGAACUUGACUUAAAAGCUGGAUAUAAAGUCACAGUAAUUGAUACAUCUGAUAAUGACUGGUGGAAAGGUAAAUGUCUGGGAAAAGUUGGUUAUUUUCCAUCAAAAUAUUGUACAAGACUCCAAGCUGGUGAAAAACCAUUGCAGGUAACGCAAAAUCUACGCAUUGCUGGAGGUGAUAAUAACGAAGGACUUUUAUUAUUACGUGAUCAAAUUGUAAUUCAAAUUGCCGAAGAGUUAGACGGUAUGAUUAUGGUGCGUAAUGGUAACAACCAAACUGGAUGCUGCCCAACAAUGUUCUUACAAGAGGUGUGACCAAAAUAUAUAAAAUCGUUAGA
This is a messenger RNA of Chrysoperla carnea, 3484 nucleotides long. RefSeq lists its product as uncharacterized. Gene Ontology annotation, biological process: positive regulation of voltage-gated calcium channel activity; skeletal muscle contraction; positive regulation of protein localization to plasma membrane. The transcript is spliced from 19 exons. Gene Ontology annotation, molecular function: protein binding. Lineage: Eukaryota; Metazoa; Arthropoda; Insecta; Neuroptera; Chrysopidae. The record is from RefSeq and is a predicted model, not a curated record. The coding region runs from base 813 to 3461 and encodes 882 amino acids. Gene Ontology annotation, cellular component: extrinsic component of cytoplasmic side of plasma membrane.